Messenger RNA from Ruditapes philippinarum (Manila clam), 1066 nucleotides. RefSeq lists its product as uncharacterized. NCBI's taxonomy places the organism in Eukaryota, Metazoa, Mollusca, Bivalvia, Venerida, Veneridae. The transcript is spliced from 5 exons. Bases 567 to 992 code for a protein of 141 amino acids. The record is from RefSeq and is a predicted model, not a curated record.
AAGAAAUCCUAACCUUUAUGUAAACUCGUUUCCUUUCAGCAAAAUUAUCAAUAUCAUCAGUAUUUGUCAUAGGAAGAGAGUUUAAACAUGUCUAGCUUUACAAAUACAUGUUAUAUGAAUUGUUCCUCAAUGUCCUUUAUUGAUCUAAUAACGUCAAAUAUUUUUCCUCUAACGCACAAACUUAUCAAUUCAAAUCAUAUUGUAUUACAUACCACAAAAUCAAAUGCAUUGGUAAAAUCUAUCAAGGCAAAAAAGUUGUUAUUUAUUUAAAAUGUAUAGGACAUGAAUAUACACGUCAUAAUAUCCCAUACAUAAUUAUUUUUCACAGUUUAAUAUCUUAUAUACUUUAAAAGCCAAUAGAAUACCUGAACUAUACGAAUUAUUGUCACAACAAAUUUUUAAAGGUAACUGUAUAAUUUAGAGGACACGAAAAGUGUAAUAUAGAGAAAAAAUCAUUUUAAACAUAUUUUCAAAAUAUAUUCAUCCCUAGGGAAUAAUUUUAUGCUGAGAGACUUAAAAUAAGUGAGACAUUUCAGAUCUUAACAAAUUUACCAAGGGACGGAGACAUGGCUUCCAAACCUUUAAAACCAAGCACAUCUACAGAUAAUGCAGAUGGAAGCGACUCUAAAAAGAAAAAAUGUUUCACAUUCACCGUGAAAAAUCAAUUGCGCAAACCAGAGUUCAACAAAAGCGUUAUCAUGAAAAUCGAAAAUGAGAAGAGUCCACUGAUUGAGUACAUGGAAAAGGCAGUUGUUGAUGAUGAACAAAAAAGACUUAUGGAAAAAUUUACAGUCACAUACUAUUCUGGUAAGGGAUAUUUUAUUGAAGCAAUCAAUGACGUUAGAGGAACCUAUUUAGCCGAUAAAUCAUAUUGGCUGAUAAGAUCUGACUUAAAAAAAACAGACAAAGGUAUAAGUUCUUUCAUACCACAAGACGGAACGGAGGUUCUGUUGGAACUCAUAACCGACGGUCCUGAUGACAAGUGCGAAUAAUUGUAUUGUGUGUUAACGUAUUGUAUUGUGUAUAAAAUUCUAUUGAAUUGUGUAUUAUAUUGUGCUUGAAAUUG